Messenger RNA from Fusarium oxysporum Fo47, 939 nucleotides. RefSeq lists its product as uncharacterized. NCBI's taxonomy places the organism in Eukaryota, Fungi, Ascomycota, Sordariomycetes, Hypocreales, Nectriaceae. The transcript is spliced from 3 exons. The record is from RefSeq and is a predicted model, not a curated record. The coding region runs from base 1 to 939 and encodes 312 amino acids.
AUGUCGUUCUUGUUGAAUAUGAUCCAUGGCAAAUUCACUACAAUACCAUCGCAAGAGGAAGAUUGCACAGACAAAGUAGUCAUCAUCACUGGCGGAAACGGCGGGAUUGCUCUCGAGGUAGCGCGACACUUUACCCAACUCAGUGCUGCUAAAGUCAUCCUUGCAUGUCGCAGUCUUGAGAAAGGUGACCAUGCAAAGAAAGACAUUGAAGAGACAACUGGAAAACAAAAUGUCGUCGAGGUCUGGCACUUGGAUCUCGCGUCACACGAUAGUAUUCGCGAGUUUGCAGAUCGUGUCAACAAGUUAGACCGACUGGACGUCUUUAUUAACAAUGCAGGUCUUCUUGUCUUUAAGCGUGCGCUUAUCGAAGGUCAUGAGUCCAUGCUGAGCAUCAAUGUCAUCUCGACGGCUCUACUUACGCUUCUUGUUCUCCCUGCUUUGAGACAGACGUCGAACAGGUUCAACAUUAUUCCACAUAUUGGCCGCCUUCCUGUACAAGAGCCAAAUUUCAUCAAAGCUCUUGAUGAGCAGCCAAGCGUCCUCGAACACUACAGCAAGACAAAACUAGUUCAACUCAUAUUCAUGACCCAACUCGCCAAAGCUAUUGAAGCAUCUGGGAAAGGCUAUAUCGUCGUCAACGGCGUACAUCCUGGCUUCUGUAGCACACCACUCUUCGAUAACACGCCCUGGCCAUUCAAUCUUAUAUUUAAAGGCCUUCUUGCACUUUUUGGACGAACUCCGGAGGUGGGAUCCCGUGCCUUACUGGCUGGAGCGUUCGCAGAUGAGAGUUUGAACGGGAAGUUUAUGUCUAAUGGCGCUUUUCAUGAACUACCCAAGAUUAUGCAGGGAGAUGAGGGGGAGGAGAUGUGCAGAAAGGUCUGGGAGGAAUUGAUUAGUAUUUUGGAAGAGAUUGAGCCUGGCGUAACAAAGAAAGUGUAG